Molecule: messenger RNA, 1136 nt
Organism: Pocillopora damicornis (cauliflower coral)
Lineage: Eukaryota; Metazoa; Cnidaria; Anthozoa; Scleractinia; Pocilloporidae
Source: RefSeq, a predicted model, not a curated record
GAUAAUACUGUCUGAGUGAGUAUGCGCAUCGGCGAUAUCUUGCAAAGAUGGCGGCAGAUUUGAGUGUAAACAAAGUUAUACUUUUGCAGGCAGGCGUGCGGGGGUUUCUUGUGCGUAAAAAGUUACUCGAAGUCCGGAAAGAAUUUGAGGAAAUUUUGAGUGAGCUGGAAAAUGAUACAAACUUUGUCUGGUGGAAGACACAAGUUCCAGGGCUUCCUUUGAUGAGUACGGAUCCUAAAGGACUAGACAAAGCAAUAGAGAAAAGUAAUUCAGGCCUAGACGGAGAAAGUGACGAUGAAUCGAAACGAACGUAUCUCAUCAAGGAAGGUUCUGGUUCAUCAGAUGUAGAUGACAACUGCGAGGGUGAUCCUCUUAUAAAAAACCCUGUUCCUCAAGAUUCAAGCUUCGAAAGGCUUAAUUCAGCGUCAGAGACAUAUCUUAAGAUAAGUACUGCAGAGCUAGAGGGUAAAACGAUGGUAGAUGCGAAUUCUAGACUAAAAGAACAUGAUGACGGUGAAAGGUAUGACGCUGAUGAAGGACUACUUCCAGAAAGGCCUAUUCCUGAUGCGUCAAACCCUGAAAGUGUUAACUGCAGUAGUGAAUUGCAUAUCAACCAUGUGUUUGGUUUACAAAAUGGAACAACUUCCUUACAGGUGGAAAAGCCAGAUACAGAAGCUUCAUUAUUUGGAGGACAAAAUCUGGAAAGGCAGAAUUUGUUUAAUGCAAAUGCAGAACUAACUUUUCAACAUGGUAGUCCAGUUGAAACAUCUCGCCAUAUCAGAGAGCCACAUUUCCCCCUUAACAGUACUGUUAACCCUGGGUGGCAGAAUGAACAAGAGAUGAGGAGGUCUUUUGGACCACCUGACAGUGCAUCUGAGGCAUCGCUUCGAGAAUAUGUGUCCAGGACACCACAUCUGAGGGAACAAGCGCUUCUUAGUGACACUUGGUUGACUGAUAAAUCAUUUGAUACAGGACUUGACAAAGAGUUAAAGCAUGACCUCCCUACUGAUCCUGUCAAACUUCAUCAAUUAAAGGAUCAUAUAGGAAUGGAACUAUUGUGGACAGAACAAGCCAUACAGAGCAGGAAAAAGGUAAGAAAAACCAUUGAAAUGAACAUUGGUGAACAUCACCAAUAA